Sphaerulina musiva SO2202 is the source of this 1860-nucleotide messenger RNA. RefSeq names its product FAS1 domain-containing protein. Gene Ontology annotation, biological process: macroautophagy. The record is from RefSeq and is a predicted model, not a curated record. The coding region runs from base 101 to 1558 and encodes 485 amino acids. Lineage: Eukaryota; Fungi; Ascomycota; Dothideomycetes; Mycosphaerellales; Mycosphaerellaceae. The transcript has a single exon. Gene Ontology annotation, cellular component: fungal-type vacuole membrane.
GGUACAGGUAUACACUCGUAGGCACUUUCUUUCAACUUCCCUUUCCUCCCUCUUCCUCUCUCCAUCACACCUGACUUCUUCUUGACAUUGUGCUAGCAAGAUGAGAUUCUCCCACGUAUUGCCGCUUGCGGCUGUAUCAUCAGCAUUCGUGCUACCCUCGGAACAGGUUCUGAGCGAGCUUCAGAUCGAGGACCACCACGCUCACACUCAAAUCGAUCGUUGGGUUGCCAAAGUGGGCUCGGCGCAGAGUGCUGCCGUCUCCAGCCUCAAAGAGCAUGUGGACAGAGUAGUCGAGAGCACAGAGGAUGCCUUGAAAGAAGCCGGCAAGAGUGGCAAGAGUGUGCUGGAUCGGGCUUUAGAGCAAGCUGGCAACGUCGCAGAGUCGCUCGAAAGCACGGUUGGAGGCGCCGCCGAGGACUUUCAGACGUACAUUGAGGAUAGCGAUGUGUUCAGUGCAGCCGACGGCGACCACGAUCACGAUGGUCCCCCUCACCACCAUAAGCCGCAUCAUCCACCACACGAUCAAAAACCAAACGAGACGAUAUAUCAACUCAUUGCAGGCAGCAAGUACACCACCAAACUUGCCGAGUUGAUCUCGGAGUACGAUGACCUAGUGGGGGCAUUGAACAGCACAUCAGCGAACUACACCGUGUUCGCCCCAACAGACUCUGCCUUUGAGAAGAUUCCCGAACAUGCACCCAAGCCAACCAAGGAGCAGCUCAAGGCUAUCCUCUCCUACCAUGUUGUACCUGAUGUGUACACUGCUGGUCGCGUUCUGGUCACACACACCGUCCCAACCCUGCUCAAGGGCGAGCACCUUUCCUCCCAGCCUGAGCCUCAGCGACUGGCAUUCAAGAUUGGACUACGUGGCCUGACUGUCAACUUUUACAGUCGUAUUGUUGCAAUCAACAUCCUCGGCACCAACGGCGUCAUUCACGGUGUUGACUCCAUCAUCAUCCCCCCACCAAACGCCAUCAAGCUGGUCGGCCUCUUCCCAGGCGAGUUCAGCACGCUGGAGCUUGGUCUCUCGAAGACUGGCCUCCUGGACAUGCUCAAUACCACCGAGCACGCUGGAGGUACACUCUUUGCUCCAUCGAACUUUGCGUUCCAGAAGCUGGGCCCGAAGAUCAACGCCUUCCUCUUCUCGCAGUAUGGACAGAAGUAUCUGAAGGCACUGUUGGAGUACCACGUUGUGCCAGGCAACACUCUGUACUCGGAUGCGUACUACAAGGCCAAGGACGACAAGGAAGCGUCGUCCAGUGCAGACAUCCCCAAGGGACUGUUCCAUGUUGAUCUGCCCACUCUGCUCAAGGAUCGUGGUCUUUCGGUUGACAUUGCCCGUUACGGCGGGUUCAUCAGUAUGAAGAUCAAUGGCUUCGCCACUGUGGGCGUGCAGGACGGAAUUGCCGAAGACGGAGUGAUUCAAGUUACUCGUGACGUGCUGAUUCCACCCAAGCAGCUUUCUGCGACCCAAUUUGAGCAGUGGGACGGCAGCGAGCUUUCUGUCGAGGAUUUGAAGGAGCGCCUCGCACCAUUCGUCGCCAAGACUGAUCUCUAAGUCCAGGAUCCACUGAAAAUCACACUUCACGCUGUGGCACUUGAACCGGACUAAAAUUGUAUCUGUAACGAAGAAAUGCAAACAUGAUUGUAUCAGUAGCUCAUAUUUUGACUUGCAUUUGCACCAUAGAUGCAGUAGGAGGUAGGAUGAAGCUUGCCUGACGUACCUCCUACCUAAGUCAUGUACAGACAUUGGGUGACAACGUGGCCGCCUCUAGUGCACCACUAAGGUACAGAAGAACUAUGAUCGACGCCACACCUUUUCCGCCUGGAGUUUGAGUAUGUCACCUGUAUGGAACCGUC